Molecule: messenger RNA, 1132 nt
Organism: Racocetra fulgida
Lineage: Eukaryota; Fungi; Glomeromycota; Glomeromycetes; Diversisporales; Gigasporaceae
Source: the annotation of a GenBank genome assembly
AUCGGCUCUAGAGGAAAGAAAAACGAAUGAAAGAAAUAUUAUUAGUGAAGAUGGAAAAAUUAUCGAAAAUAUGUUUUGGAAUAGUUUAAAAGUAGAAUAUAGAAUUCAUGAAAAAUAUCCUAAUAUAAAAAAAAAGAUUGAUAAAGCUUUGAAAAUCACUUCGAAAAAUUCGAAAAAUUGGAUAGAACUAAGGAAAUUAUUUGAAUUUGUAAUGCAGACUGUAGAAGGAAAUAAACCGGCUCAGAAUGAUAAUGAUAGAAAUGAGGCAAUUAAAGAACUGUAUAAUUUGCUAGUUGAUCAAGAAAUUAACUUUCAAAAACAAGUAAAGAAAUAUUUCCAAGAACAGAAAAGAAAAAAUCAAGAUAAUCGCUUAUCUUACAUGUUUUCAAGAGUCAACCAAUUUUUAGACAUUUACUACGAUAUUAAUGACAUAGUUUCAAAUGUAGAUGCCGAAAUUAAACAAAAAAUUAAAAUGAAAACUGAUAGUCAAUUUAUUCAGGAUCUCCAUAGUUAUAAAUUUGUGAAUACUGAUGAGAUCACGAAAAAUCGUAUUACAUCUCGUUUUUUAGAUGAAUAUCAAGAAUGGAGAAACAAUGUAUUCCAUCCAGAAAUGCAAAAAAGCAAACCAAAAUAUUCAGAUCGAUCAAAAGAAAUUAAUUCAAGGCUUGAAGGUGAAAGCAAAAAAACUAAAGAACAAAUUACUGAUCGUGAAUUUCUCAGGAUUUGUGAAGAAAUUGAAAAAAAACAUUCUGAAGGUCUUCAAGGUUACUUCAUUAUUUAUCACUUGGAAGAAAUUCAGCCCGAGCAGCUACAAUACACAAUCUAUAAUACAAGUCUCGAUCAGAAUGAUAUUUUGAGUUUGAGACAAGAUGAAUUACAUGUCCCUAAUCCAACAAUCGAGUUGUACCAUCAAAAUAACUUGGCAUUAUUUGAAAACAAUAAAUGCUUUAUUGCUCUAUGGAAUAUAAAUCAAAAUCGACUUGAAAUUUAUUAUGAAACAUUGAGAAGAACGUCAGUGCAAUUGGAAGGCAAAUAUCGAAAACCUAAGACUUUGCAUCCAGAAGAGCAAUGUCUUAUUGCUGUAAACGAGCCAAAAGGCAUGUUUAGCAUAUAUCAAACUAAAAGGGGAGUG